Daldinia vernicosa is the source of this 1233-nucleotide messenger RNA. RefSeq lists its product as uncharacterized. NCBI's taxonomy places the organism in Eukaryota, Fungi, Ascomycota, Sordariomycetes, Xylariales, Hypoxylaceae. The record is from RefSeq and is a predicted model, not a curated record. The transcript has a single exon. Bases 661 to 1032 code for a protein of 123 amino acids.
CGGGAAGAACGAAGAUAUGUUGACUUAAACUUAGACUUAAAACUUAAUACGUUUCCUUCGCGCAUCCACUAUAACUACACCAUACAUGUAUGUACUACGCAUUGAUCUAUCAACUCUAGAGAUACUUAGGAUUCUCAUAUUAGCAUUACCUAGACGUCAAGACCUAUACAUACACUCAUCCCCUUUACUAGAAGUAGUAGCGAAUGGAACAGUGGGCUCCGCCUGGAUCACGGACAUCAAAUCUCACAGACUCACAUUACCUGGCUUCGCCCCGCGAGGCCAUAGCAGCACUAUCUCCAUAUGCACCCCAGCAGGCAGCCACUUCUACCUCAAUCACUCAACGAGGCUAGAAUAAACAUCCCUCUCUCCAUGUUCUGGCCUUCUUCGCGAGAACCCAUGCGGAAUCCGUCAGAACCCCAUCUUGGUGGAUACUAGGAUACCCCCGAAAGAAAAAUACCAUUCCUCGUGCCGUCUCUAGAUCCCUCAGCUGAGCGGGAUCUAUAUCGACCCGAUGUUCUGGUUCCUCUGCGGUUUGCCUACUACCACGGAGGAAAACUGAGUCCUUGGCAGUAUAAAAUUGUAUCACUUACUCUCCUAAGAUCUGAGGUUAUAUACCUCAGAGCAGCAUUUGACGGACACGUUGCGUUGGAGGUUUUACAUAUGGAUAUCUUCUCGCUUCUCUGGCGCCUCGAACGGAGAGCUCUUUACGAUCCGAGAUGCUUGGAGUGUCUAUAUCACCGGGAGUGGACAUUUAUAGAUCCAAAAGAUCAAGCAAUGACCACGUACGAGCCAAUAGGCUUCGCAACUGCGUGCGCAGCGUACAAAAAGCGCACCCGGAACGGAGAUCUACACGACAGUUUCGCAUAUGAAUCGCCAAGAGCGGACGACGUCAAAAUAAAUGAUGCCAACUUGGACGAAAAAAUAAAGAGCUUUCUCGACGGGCUACAUAUGGCAAGCGUAGACCCAGAGGAGGUAAAUGGAACACGGGUAGACGAGACCGGAGAGUCGUCAAGGAGACGGAAUUCGACAUGACACCACGUGCAUCCGGUUCGUGAAAGAGGAGCCGAGAAAGUACGGUCUUUUUAGCAGCUUGAAAUUUAAUAUUCAGCGUCAUGGCCCUAAGAGGUAUUAAAAACUUAGAACAACCUUGUGUAGAGCCACUUACUGUUGAAAUAUCGAUUAUGGAAAGGGUUUAAGAUUAAUCCGAGCAGCGUUGACAAAAUAGACUUAGAU